Messenger RNA from Dromiciops gliroides (monito del monte), 7408 nucleotides. RefSeq names its product G protein-coupled receptor 107 (gene GPR107). The coding region runs from base 307 to 1770 and encodes 487 amino acids. The record is from RefSeq and is a predicted model, not a curated record. The transcript has 19 exons. Gene Ontology annotation, molecular function: clathrin heavy chain binding. NCBI's taxonomy places the organism in Eukaryota, Metazoa, Chordata, Mammalia, Microbiotheria, Microbiotheriidae. Gene Ontology annotation, biological process: clathrin-dependent endocytosis. Gene Ontology annotation, cellular component: membrane; Golgi apparatus; clathrin-coated vesicle.
CAAACAUGGCUGCCUCAAUAUCCUUAUGCCGCUUGGGCUCUAGCCCGGGCCGCCGGCUGCUCCUGUUGCUGGGACUCCUGCAGCUCUUGGGUCACCUCGGCCAGGGUCGCGUCCACCAUCUAGCGCUCAAGGCCCUUAUUCCUCAACUGGACUAUUGCACUGGCCUUCUACAGUGGUUUCCCUGCCUCACGUCUCUCUGCACUGAUCUCUACAGCUCCAUCACACAGCUGCCAAAGUGAUUUUCCUUAGGAUGAUGUGAGACAUAAGGUUCAUCUCAAUACCUUUGGAUUCUUCAAAGAUGGGUCCAUGGUGGUCAACGUCAGUAGCCUCUCAGUUAAGGGAAACAAAGAUGCCACUGCAAUGAUUGGUUUCAGCUUGGACCGAACAAAGAAUGAUGGCUUCUCCUCUUACCUGGAUGAAGAUAUGGAUUACUGUAUCUUUAAAAAAAUGCAGUCUGUUUCUGUUACACUCCUGAUUCUAGACUUCUCAAGUCAUCUGGUCCAGAUAAAGUCUCCACCAGAAGCUGGCAGCAACUUACCAAAAAUCGUCUUCAGCAAGAAUGAGAAAAUCCUUGGCGAGAAUCCGGAACCAAGCCUCAAAAAUCCCUCAGUAAAAAAUCAGACUUUUGAAAAGCAAGGUGAAAAGCCUGCGCAAAGUACAGAGGAUUCAAAGGUACCAGGACAGAACUCUUAUCCUGUUCAUAUUAAUGAAGGGGCAGUUUCAUUUCAGUUUUUCUUCAAUAUCAGUAGCAGUGACCAGGAAGGUCUCUACAGCCUUUAUUUCCACAAAUGUUUUGUCAGUGAAAUUCGGACCAGUGAUGGGUUGUCUUUUAGCCUUGAUAUUGAGAUCACAGAGAAGAAUCCUGACAGUUACCUCUCGGCUGGGGAAAUUCCUCUGCCAAAGCUCUAUGUUUCCAUGGCGUUUUUCUUCUUCCUUUCUGGGACCAUAUGGAUUCAUAUCCUUCGAAAACGGAGGAAUGAUGUUUUUAAGAUUCACUGGUUGAUGGCAGCCCUCCCCUUCACAAAAUCUUUGUCCUUGGUGUUCCACGCAAUUGAUUACCACUACAUCUCCUCUCAGGGAUUUCCAAUAGAGGGUUGGGCUGUUGUUUACUACAUCACUCACCUAUUGAAAGGUGCACUAUUGUUCAUUACUAUUGCACUCAUUGGUACUGGCUGGGCUUUCAUCAAACACAUCCUUUCUGAUAAAGACAAAAAGAUCUUUAUGAUUGUCAUCCCACUGCAGGUCCUGGCAAAUGUGGCUUACAUCAUCAUAGAAUCAACUGAGGAGGGAACAACCGAGUAUGGCUUGUGGAAAGAUGCUUUGUUCUUGGUGGACCUGCUGUGCUGUGGAGCCAUACUCUUCCCAGUGGUAUGGUCAAUAAGACAUUUACAAGAAGCCUCAGCAACAGAUGGAAAAGCUGCCAUUAACUUAGCAAAGCUGAAACUAUUCAGACAUUACUACGUAUUGAUUGUCUGUUAUAUUUAUUUCACAAGGAUCAUUGCAAUUCUCCUCAAACUUGCUGUUCCAUUCCAGUGGAAAUGGCUCUACCAGCUACUGGAUGAAAUGGCAACUCUGGUGUUCUUUGUUUUAACUGGCUACAAAUUCCGCCCAGCAUCUGAUAACCCUUAUCUGCAACUGUCUCAGGAAGAUGAUGAUUUGGAAAUGGAAUCUGUGGUGACAACUUCUGGAGUGAUGGAGAAUAUGAAAAAAGUCAAGAAAGUGACAAAUGGAUCUGUGGAUCCCCAAGGUGAAUGGGAGAGCACAGCAUGAUGAAACAAACUUUGAGAAGAGCACUUUCAGAAAAACUUUUAAUUUAUUAAUAGUACUGUCAUUGAACAAGAGCAGCCUGCCUACACCUCCCAGCAUUGAUCCAACAAAAGAGUGUGACUGGGAGCAAAAUGUCACAGAAACCUAAUUUCUUCCUCUGUACUUUAAGGAAACUGGAUCUAUUGCUGCCCACAAGAACGUUUGAACUUUCCUCAAGGUGGGAAUGAUGUAUGGAGAACACAAAGGAGGAGAAAAUGAGGAUUUUGUUUGUUUAUAAUUUUUAUAUGCACAUACCUUUCCCCCCUCUUUGUUAACGACUAGGUAUUCAGAAAUGUAUUUGGUUCUGUUCUAGAGUAUGUUAUACCAGUGGAAAGAUGUUCUGUGUGUGUGUGUGUGUGUGUGUGUGUGUGUGUGUGAGAGAGAGAGAGAGAGAGAGACAGAGAGAGAGAGAGAGAGACAGAGGGAGGGAGAGUGAGUGUGUGUGAGAGAGAGAGAGAGAGAAAGGAAGAGGGGGGUAGAGAGAGGUUUGUGAUACAAAUCAUUGAACAUGAAAGCUAUGUUGGACCAGGGAAACAAAAGUUAAAUGCAAAGACUCAGUUAUUCUGGCAGGAACAUAUAAAGGAUAAAUGCUAAAUCAUGGGGAUGGUAUGAGGAAAAUAAUGAAAUUAAGUUAUUUUAUAAAGCAAAAUAGGCUUCACUUGAGCAGGAACCCAGUUGCAUCUUUAAAGCAGACCCAGGAGUCCUGGGUGUGGUCCUGAGGGCUGCCCUUGAUUCCAAGGAUGGCCUUGGGCAAGUCAUCUAAGUGACCUCAUUUGCAGAACAGGAUAACACUUUGGUAAAGUGCUUUACCAUCCUAGGACUGUGAUGCCAUGCUCAAGAUGAAGGAUUACCCUUUUCCUCUGUGAUGCAGUCCAAGUUGGAGAAUGUGAUUUUCCUUAUUAAGAUGGGAUCUGCUUGAAGCUUGCCACACUGUAGCUGUUUUACCUCAGGAAUGAGAAGAAAAGUCAUAGAUGUGAAAUUUUCUGAAUUAAUUUUUCUAUGAAGUUUUCCCUAAACCAUUCUCUGUGCCCCAUAAAACACUAAUUCCUUUCUCUCUUCUCUUGGGAGCAAUAUUUCUCUUUUUUUGUGGCACAAAAUGUAUGGCUCAUCAGGCCAUGAGCCAUGUGGUUAAACUGUGGAAAUAUCAAUGGAAAGGGGUAUGAGGAAGAAUUAUACAUAUACAAAUAACUGCAAGUGGGUGAAAAUUUAUUUUUGAACAGUAUUGAAAAGAAGGGGAGAUGGGGGAUUUGGGGAUGGUAUGGAUUAUAUGAGUAAGGAGACUGUUAAGAAGGUUAUGUCUGUGUAAACCUCAAGCUCUUCCUGAGUGCUAGGCAUUAAACAAAGAGACUCUGGUCCCUAGCCUUGAGGAAGUAUCUCUCAGUGAAGAAAUCUGGUACCCUUAAAUGGAACUAUCCAUAGAAUGAAUCUGAGGGGCUCUCUGACAGUGGAUUUUAAUACUAAUCAUCUUCCAAGAAUGCUCUUGGUGAUGAGUGAGUGAGUGAGUAGCCACCUGAAAAUAAAAGUAUUGUAAUUCCUGGCAGUUUUUUUGGAAAACAAGAUGGAAAGGAUACUUUCUGUAUUUUAACCAGAUGCUUAGGAUCGCCUGGUGGCAAUUUAUAAGUUUCAAAGGAGGCCACAUUCAUAAAUGGUUCUUAAUCUGAGUAGUGUUUCUAUGAAGAGGUCCAUUAAUGAACUCAUGAAAGGGUGUUUGCAUGUCUCUAGCUGCUUUGGUGCUCCUGUGGAUUAGAAUCUUGAAUCUUCUUAUAUUUGCCAGUCACUGUAAUUACCUUCAUGGAGCAAGCUACCUCCUCCUGAAUAAUACAGAUGAGAGCUUUGGGAAGUUAAUUAUUGAAUUUUGGAAGAACACAGAAUUGUGUUUGCAAAGUAUGAACAGUUUGGUUAGGCAUAGGAGACCAAAAGAUUUUGGAUCUGGGCAAGGUUGUAUAUUUCUCUAAACAUUUUUCUUCCCCUAACCAACUUUCUCAGCAGAAGUAGUGCUGGAGGAGCAUUGUAUUAAUGUCUGAGAAAGGUAGAUGAAAGAACAUGUAACAAUAAGCAUCUAUCAGCCAGUUGAUGAAAUGUAACCUCCUUCCACUAGUUCAUCCUUUUCUGCAUGAUACUCCUUGUAUCAUCUCUAUGAUCUUUCAAAUAUGAGUAUAGAACAAGAAUCAUCUUAAAGUGCUGAUUGCUAGCCGUGUGUUCUCCGGAUCUUUUAUGAAAGGGUUUUCCAUGGGGAAGAGAUAGAAAAGAUGAUUUGAAUAUUUAGAUGUAUGCCUUCUCAUUCAGUAAACUUUUGAAAGAUUACUUUAAGUUGGGUGGCAGAGAGAAAAAAUAGAAAUGACUAUUUAAUCUUUUUGUUCUCUUCCUGCCCCCCCCCUUUUUAUACCAAAUAACAUAGAUGGUUGACUUCACUCCUUUCACAUCUCACACUUUGGGUACUUCACCCAGAAUAGUACUUGUGCUGUUUCUCCUAACUAACGGUGCAACAACAGUCCCUACUAUGAAGGGCCUGGGGGGAGGGGUGUCCUUAAUUUAUAUACAUGAUUUUAAAAAUAAAAACUCGAGUGCGAGAUUAUGUGUGUGACUGCAUGGGUAUAUAUAUUCAGUCAAUGCAGCAUUAAUAUCUUCUGUUGUACUAUAUGAAUAACAUUAUUGCUACCACCUUUGCUAGCAACAGCAGAGCCUUUUGGGUAUAAUUAGCAUGUGGACAUUGGUCUCAGGUUUCUCUUUGGUAAAAAACCAUUUGUUAACACUCCAUAUAUACUUCCAGACUUACAGAUCUGACUUUUUGUGGUUUUGUAGCUGAGCAGUGACCCCUCUGGAACAUGAAAUGGACAAAUAAAAUGUGUUAGCUUAAAAAAAAACAAACCAGACUGAGCCACUGUUUCAACUAGUGGAACAAAGAAAUUGUUUUCCCGUCACCAAAUGUUCUAGCAAGAAAUGUUCAUCAGUGGACCUUAUGGGCUUUGUUAUGCUGGUGAAUUAGAAAAAUGUCAGGCCUAGGACAUGGGUAGGGACAAAAUACUUAUAAAUUGCCUCCUUUCUAAAAUUCAAAAGAUGGAUUUCAUCAUCCUUUGCAAAUAAAUCCAUUUUCCUUCCCAAUACCAAAUCUAUUACUUUUAGCUUGUUCUACCAUGAAAAAAUGAUUUGGUUGAUACUAUAAACUGAACAUAUUUGCCCAACAGUUCUACCAAAUUUAAAAACUCCCCCUUUUCCAGUUUAAUUUUAAGUGUUCAUUUGACCCAAGAGUCAGUGUUUUUCAGAAGGUAGCCAAAAAGGAGUUUAUACAGGCAGUUCCCUCCUCCCCCAUGCUACUUCUUCCUCAGAGCUCAACUUAACUGCUACAUCCUUACACAAAGCUUGUAAUCCCUGUCUGCCUGUACCAAACAUUCCCCGCCCCCCCCCAAAAAAAAACCCCCAAUACAUUUUGUGGACAAGGCUGUGAAAUUUCAGGAAACUGAGGAUCUCCUUUUUACACUUCAAAUAGACUGCCUCUAUUGCUAGAAAAUUAUUUCCUGGACAGCAUGAACAGAAAAUGUUCUUUUAAGCCUGGCUGUCCACUCUGACCAAGUACUCAGUCCUGCUCCUGCCUUGUGAUCACUUUUACCUGCUGAAUAAGACCCAGAGGAAGUCAACAUUAAGGAACUGGAAAUUCAUCCUCCUUGCAUUUAUACCUGCUCUGGUGUUAAGAUUUCUUCUUGGGCCAUGACCUUGGUGAAUUUGGUAUAAGCUUAUCAAGCUAUCCUAGUGAACCAAAACAAGACAUAACACUACCCAAAAUUCUCUUUUGCAUUUUAUUUUAUUUAAGCUAUCAUGUGACUGGAAGGGAAGUCUUGUUGAAUUUCCCCUCUAGAAUUAUUAGGUUAAUUAGAUUGUCAUGAUCUCUUCUGUUGUUCUUUAACUUGACCUUUUUUUUCCUUCCCCCUACCCCCUUCUUCCUAUCGAUUGCCCUGUUCCACUUUGGCAGAGACUGGGAGAGUAUUGUAAAGAUUUUGGUGCAUUGCAGCAUUUUGUUCAGUGCCAACCAUGUGAAAGAUCGAUUUCCUAAGCUAGGAGCCUCUUCGUUGAAAGAGUACAUACUAAUGACGCUUCAUAUUAUAACCCUUUAGGAUGUACCUCCCUAAAAUAAUGUCUUGUCUCCUUUCAAAAAUAAAUUAGUUUCAUGGCCCCAGGGAAGAUGUACAGAAUUCCCAAUUAUGAAAGGUUUUCUGGCCAUCUUCCUCUACCUACAAAAUAUUCUCAUUGAGAAAAUGAUCCUAAGUUAAUAGGCAGGCUUUGAGAACUGCUGGACCCAUUCCAUGCAAAAUUGCAAAAAGAGAAGCUGCCUUAUCCUCUCUUGCCAAGCUGUUGAGUUUCAGAAACACAGAUUUUGGCAAAAUCCAUACUGGUCUUCCAAAUGCCAUGCCCCUGGCAAAUGUGUUAGGACAAUGCCUAAUUCAAGAGCUGUGGUUUAGAGUACUUGAGUCCAAUGUAUCUAUAGAUUCAUUUCAUUCCCUCUUGAGGAAUUCAGUAUUACUGAUCACCACUGUAUAGAAGCUACCACACCUCAACUCAGCUGUCUCACGGAACUUCAGAAAAUUAUUAGUCUGUAAUACACCAAAUGUUCUUUUUCACCAAAUCUGCUCUUUACUAUGAUAUCCCCUGGGGGUGUUCUUGGCAAGGUAUACUUCUUUAAAAGACCUCACUUGAGUUCACACUAAUCCUUGUUGCCUCCUAGAAUAUAGUUAUCGAUCAGUAAUGCUGAAGCUUCUCAAAAUUCCCCAGGGUUCUCUUAGCAAUAGUGGGGGGUGUGUGUGUGUGUGUGUGUGUAUGUGUGUGUAUGUGCACGUGCGUGCAUGAGCCAUCCCAGCUAGACUUAUGCGUGAAAGUUUAAUGCUCAGCCUUGAUGCAAAAAUAGCUCCUGAAUUAAUUACCAAAUGGAUACACUGUAUGAAGGGAAAAGUUGGGGUAGUUUGGGACUGGGGAAGCAGCUACAUGUGUGUUAGGUUGAUGGCCCUUUGGAAUUUUGGCAGUAAAAUGCAGGUAGGUAGUUUGGAGGAGUUCUUGAAGAAGGCAAUAAAUGGCAAAAUGAUAGAAAAAAUUAAUUUGGCACACAACAGUCAGCUUAUUACAAGGGCUAUUUCGGUGUUUGUAAUGGGAUUCUGACUACUGAAAGGACCAGAAAAGGGCUAAGGAAACAGUGGUGCUGGCCUGUGAGAGAUCUCACCUCUGACUUUACUGUGUUGUGACCUGACUCAGCUGCUUUCAGGCACUACGAUGCCCUAAGUCAGAUUUACUUAGCUGUGUGACCUCCAAAGAACCCGGGUAAAGUGUUUAAGCCGGGAGCAAAUUUCUGGGUGCUUGCAGACAAUGAAGAAUACUCUGCUCUUCAUUUAAGGUUAAGGUUCAGAAAGAGAUUUUUUUCAGUAUUUUUUUCCUAACAUUAUUUAACAGAUCACUGUGGGGUAUUUAUAUAAUGGGUACCAGAGAGAAAAUAUGAAUCAGGAUAUUGUAUGUAAUUGGAUUUCUUGCUUUGGUGCAAAUGUGUAAAAUAAAGAAUCCAUGACAAAGUGUACAUUUGUAAUCUUAGGAGAGCUUUUGAUAAAUGACUCCUGCCUCAGUC